GUUAAAAGGGGGGAAAGAAAGUGUUCAGUCCAGGGUAUUGUAAACAUCAAAUUACACGGGGGCUAAUUUUAUCAUACUCCCCAAGUCACGACAAAAAAAAUAAAUUGGCACGAUGGAGACUUUUACCACAGCAGUCACGGCGGCAGUCUCGAUUGUUGCGGAGGUGAGCACGAGCCUCGAGGAGUACAAAUGGAUGCUUAUUGUGGGCUUCAUCAUCGCCUUCGUCCUCGCCUUCUCGGUGGGGGCCAACGACGUGGCGAACUCGUUCGGCACGGCUGUGGGCUCGGGCGUGCUCACGCUGCGUCAGGCGUGCAUCCUGGCGUCCGUGUUCGAGACGGUGGGCUCGGUGCUACUCGGCGCCAAGGUGGGGCAGACCAUCCGCAACGGCAUCGUCGACGUGAACCUUUACAACGGUUCCGAGUCCACGCUGAUGGCGGGCCAGGUCAGCGCCAUGGUUGGUUCGGCCGCCUGGCAGCUGAUCGCAUCCUUUCUGAAGCUUCCCAUCUCUGGCACGCACUGCAUUGUGGGUGCCACCAUAGGAUUCACGAUGGUGUCCAUGGGUGCGGGGAGCGUGCAGUGGACGAAACUUAUCAGCAUCGUGGCCUCGUGGUUUGUAUCCCCUCUGCUUUCUGGCAUCAUGUCGGCCAUCUUCUUCUUUAUGGUGCGGUUCUUCAUUCUCAACAAGGAUGACCCGGUUCCCAACGGUUUGCGUGCUUUGCCCUUGUUUUACGGAGUUGUCAUGUGGGUCAACUGCUUUUCCAUCCUGCUGACUGGCCUGCCUCUUCUGGGCUUCGAGCUGCCUAUCUGGGCGCUGGUUCUGGUCUCGCUGACCUUCGCCGUUGCCUGUGGCCUCGUCGUCUGGUUCAUUGUCUGCCCCCGCAUGCGGCGGAAGAUCGAGAAGCACUUGAAGACGAGCUGUGGGCCGGCGCCGGGUGCGGACGAGGGCGUGGAGCUGGGCUUGUUUUCCAACGGUAAUAACGUCUCCGUGGAGGUGAAGCCGAAGCCUGCGGGCGAACCCGGUGCCAAGACGGCCUUCCGCUUGGGCGACGACGACUCUGAGGAUGGCGAGCCGCACGUGGACGUGGCGCCGGUGGAGGCGAACGGGAUCGCGGGCAAGACGCUGGGGUUUGCGGAAGACGAGCUGUCUGGGAAUAAGCCGCGCAACGGAUUUGCCCACCGCGAUCGGAGCAUGAGCAACAGCUGCGCCAACGGCAAGCCGAGUCACUCGGAGCUGAUGGCAAACGGAGUGGCAAGCUUAGCAGACGGACACUACCACACGGUGCACAAGGACUCUGGCCUCUACAAAGACUUAUUGCACAAGAUGCACUUGGACCGUGUUCUGGAGUCUGGUCCUCCCGAGCAACCGGUGUACAAACCCAUCCGGCGCAACAACAGCUACACGUCGUACACGGCCGCCAUCUACGGGCUGCCACUGGACGGCUCUAAGCACGCGGAGGUGGGGUCGUCGCGGGGUCACCUGGGUGAGGACGGGGCGCCGUCCGGCCGCAAGGCACGCGUACGCUAUGACAGCUACUCCAGCUACUGCAACGCUUUGGCCGACGACGGCGUCAUCCAGCCCAUCCCGGAGAAAGAGGGCGCAAUCGGCAACGGCACUGCGGUCGUCCCCAGCAAUGGGGUAGUCGCCGUGGCAACCAAAACGGGCAGCGGCUCUACAUCCUCGACGGCAACAGAGGGAUCGCUGGACGGGGAGGACAAGGACCGGCCCGAGGUGUACAUGCUGUUCCACUUCCUGCAGAUCCUCACCGCCUGCUUCGGCUCAUUUGCGCACGGAGGCAACGACGUCAGCAAUGCCAUCGGUCCCCUGGUCGCCCUGUGGAUCAUCUACUCAACUGGCAGCGUGAACCAGGAAGCGGCAACACCCGCGUGGCUGCUGCUCUUUGGCGGCGUGGGCAUCUGCCUCGGUCUGUGGGUGUGGGGCCGCAGAGUCAUCCAGACGAUGGGCAAGGACCUGACGCCCAUCACUCCCUCGAGUGGUUUCAGUAUAGAGCUGGCUUCUGCGAUGACGGUGGUGAUCGCUUCGAACAUCGGUCUGCCCAUCAGCACGACGCACUGCAAGGUUGGCUCUGUGGUGUCUGUCGGUUGGCUGCGCUCACGCAAGGCUGUCGACUGGCGCCUUUUCCGCAACAUCUUCAUGGCUUGGUUUGUCACAGUUCCCAUCUCGGGGCUGUUCAGCGCCGGGGUCAUGGCGCUCUUCGUGUAUGGAAUCCUGCCCUUCGUCUAGGCGGAGGAGCGGCACGGUGCCACUCAACCGCCGCCGGUCUGCGUCUCGUCACCCAACGCCCUCAAUUUAACCAUGAAAUCAAAUCGCUAAAAAAAUAAUCGUCCUCAGCUAGCCGCUAAAGCAAAGGUUGUGCGGGUGUGGUCGAUUUUUAAAAGUGACGCGCGUACAUUUUAAAGGAACAUGUCCUUUUGUUUGGAACAAAGAGAUGACAAAAAAGACGCAGGCAUUGCAGUUAAACACUAAGGGAUCCAUACUAGUGCCGCUUUACAUAAAGGAAGCGUGAAACUGCGCUUCAAAAGCACAACGCCUGUGCCCCCUCUGCCUGUCAAACGUGGACCAGUGUAAAACCGUGCGCAGUGUUGUGUCAAGUUGGCUUGUAAAUUACCGGAGUGAUCCGCCCUGCCUGUGCACGUGCCCAGCGUCGUUGUGUGCGCAGAUAAGUGUCUUUUGCUGUGCAAAUUUGUACAUCUUUGUAGCCGUGUCGGGCUUUAAUGUUCCACGUGAUCGCGUCUUCGCAGAGGAAGCCCUUGGCCUUGACAUAGUUUGCAUUUUUAACAACUUAUUGCGUGUCUUGACGGCAACCAUCGUGCGUUUUGCCUUUUUAGACUGGCAAAACCGACCAAGUGUUACAAAUAUUAAGAAGAGGAAAAUAAAGUCGCCAAUAUCGCAUGGCAAAUAUAUUUGCAGGUGGGGGGGAAGGAGGGUAACUUGACCCGUGUUAGAUUGGCAUCAAGUCUCACUCCGCAACUGCGGCACAGGCUUGGGUUUGUGUUCUUGUUCAAACGUCUCUCCUAAGCCUGUGGGGUUUUUUAUUUCUCGGUUUGAAAACUAAAAAUGAGCGGCUUACCCACUUGUAAUAGAUUUAUUUCUCUAUAGCCCCCCCCCACUACCCCUGCCGGCCUUACCUAUUCCCUGCAUAAUCAGUGUUUUGUUUCAAAUGAGUCACAAGAUCAGUAUAACAAAAAUGAAUUGGAUAGGGAGGGGGAAGUAUGUGAUUGAGGUUGUAAGGAAAGGCCCCCUCGGGAAAAAAAAUGAAUUGGAUGUUAGAAAGAUGAACAAAGCAAAGACUUGUUCUGCUUUGUCUGGAAAUGGAAAUGCUAGUUCUCGUGCGUUUUUAAAUAUUGUUAUCUGGCACUGUUGAGGUUGAAAAAGUUCUGGAGGAAUACGAACUCUCCUUGUUUGUGUAAAAUGUGGACGUUUUCUGUAUUUGGUGUCAAACGGUGAAGUGCUUUGGGGUCCCCUCUCCUAGCUCAUGAUGUACUAUGGCACCGAGUGAGUAGCUUUGCCACGGUUUGAUUGGUACGUGUGUUUUGCAUUUUCAGCUUUGUACAUUGCAACGUUUUUGCUUUAUUGUGUUUGACUUCUGUAGGGUUUAUCUUUUUGACAAAGGAGGGGGGGGGGUUUGCUCUUGGAAAGAUUGUGGAUGGGUUUAGACCCACGGGUUGUUCCCAAAUUUUAUUUCAUUUUAAUUUUCGUGUUCGACACUUAUCUUUUUUUUUUCGUUCCAUCAAUCUUGAAUUUGUGUGACGGCUUAUUUUGGGGUUGACGCACACAUUUUGAGACAAAUGUGUGUGUGCGCGCGCAUUGUGGUUCGCGUUGGAGAGGUUUUGAAGGCUGGCAGAGGUUAAAUUUGAGCGCUCUUUUUUUUGCAAGCCUUUCAUUUCUCACCGGGGCGUUGAUGUCAACGCCUUUUUUGUCUUUGCAGGGUAACUUAAGCAGUAUUUUGAAACUCCCAGUUUGGCACUUUGAACGGUCUUUUGUUGCUAAAAUGACACCACAUUACAUUUCCAUGCAAUUAAAUGUGCUUGGAUUAACCAGAAUUUUUUGUUCCCGAGCCCCGGGCAUGUAUUGUGUGGCUCGAUGGGUGGAGGCGGGGGGACACCAUUGUGUAGUCUGGAACCAGUGAAUGUUGCCAAACCUCAGACGCGGUGUUUUUUGUUCAGUUUUUUUUGUAUAUUCCCUGUGCGAAGCAAUCCCACCCAAGUAACGGUCUACCUUUUUUUAUUUUUAAACUCUCCCCAAGCCGACAAAAAAACCACCCUACUGCAGUCGUGUGCCAGAAUGUUAAUGCAGUUUGGCCAAAGCAAGAUACAAGUCCCCUACGUGGAAUUAAUUUGCUGGUAUCGCGCAGUGCGUGUGUGGUGUGGCUGCCUGUAUAUACUACAGCCAGCAUUGCCUUUUUUAGGUGGUGCAAAUUUCAAUAAAUACCUGGUGAAAUCCUA
This is a messenger RNA of Lethenteron reissneri (Far Eastern brook lamprey), 4464 nucleotides long. RefSeq names its product sodium-dependent phosphate transporter 2-like. The record is from RefSeq and is a predicted model, not a curated record. Gene Ontology annotation, cellular component: membrane. Gene Ontology annotation, molecular function: phosphate transmembrane transporter activity. Gene Ontology annotation, biological process: phosphate ion transmembrane transport. NCBI's taxonomy places the organism in Eukaryota, Metazoa, Chordata, Hyperoartia, Petromyzontiformes, Petromyzontidae.